Messenger RNA from Telopea speciosissima, 1439 nucleotides. RefSeq names its product transcription factor bHLH57-like. Gene Ontology annotation, molecular function: DNA-binding transcription factor activity; protein dimerization activity. The record is from RefSeq and is a predicted model, not a curated record. Gene Ontology annotation, biological process: guard cell differentiation. The coding region runs from base 116 to 1360 and encodes 414 amino acids. Lineage: Eukaryota; Viridiplantae; Streptophyta; Magnoliopsida; Proteales; Proteaceae. The transcript has 3 exons.
CUUUUAUCUCAUAAAUUUUUUUUUUCUUUUCUUGUAGUACUAUGGCCUUGGGGAACAUUUCAAUGUUGAGCUUCUGGAACCAGGAGGUGCUUUGGGUUUCAUCCAUGAGCCGUUUAUGGACCCGGAGACCUUGAGAUGCGAGGAAGAAGGACGACAACCCUUCUCGACAUUAAUCCAACACUUGGAUGAGAAAAUGUCGUUCGUUCAGAUGCUUAGAGGCGUUGAAUCAUCGGCUUCUAUAGACCCCAACUUUCAGUUUCUGUUGAGAUUGCAACAGCAGCAGCAGCAGCAGAAUCAGAAGAAGCCAGAAACUUACUUCCGGAAUCAGGCACUGGAAUUGGAGAGCUGCAUCAGCAAUGAGAUUUCAGAAACGCAAUCGCCUAUUAAAUCCGAAGGCAAGGACCCGCCUCACCGACAAUCGUCUUCUUGUCCGGAAGUAGAAAUGGAAGUAGUGAGCUCCGCAUGCAAGGGACAAGCGAAUUCGCCGGAGAAAUGCAGAGAAGGGAAAUCGGGGUCGUCGUCUGGGUGGUGGAAUGAGCAAAACCGUAGGAGGACGAAAGGAAAACUACCCCAAUCGAACAAAGCAGGCCCAGCGGUUAGCAGCCAGGAGAGGAGGAAGCGUAAGCGAACGAGGGCGAGCAAGAACAAAGAGAUGGUGGAGUCCCAACGUAUGAAUCACAUUGCCGUCGAACGCAACCGUAGACGGCAGAUGAACGAUCAUCUCAACGCACUCCGUUCCCUGAUGCCGGCCUCCUUCAUUCAGAGGGACGACCAAGCAUCGAUCAUCGGGGGUGCCACUGACUUCGUAAAAGAAUUGGAGCAGGUUUUGCAGUCACUUGAGGCUCAGAAGAGACUGAAUAAUAAAUCGAAAGGCGAAGGCAACCGGGGCCAACACUCAAAAGAGUCCGUCAUACCAUUGGAUGGGUUCUUGGCGUCGCCGCAGUACACAACUUACUCGUUAACGUCGACCACCAUGCAUUCGAGUGUUGUUGGAUUCAGUGUGGACGAUGAUGUGAAGCGUGUUAAUGAAUACAUGGAGGAGGAGGAGGAUGGAGAAAAGUUAAAGGUGGAAAAGAAGCCGGAGGUGGGGGAUAUCGAAGUGAUAGUGAUACAGAAGAGGCAUGUGAACCUACUAAAGAUUAAGAUUGUGUCAGCAAGGAGGAAGGCAGGGCAGUUGGUGAGAGCCAUUGCUGCUUUGGAAGAUCUAAGGCUGAACAUCUUACAACUCAACAUUACUUCCUCUCAACACUCUGUUCUUUACUCCUUCAAUCUCAAGAUGGAAGAUGACUGCAAACUGGGAUCAGCCGACGACAUUGCGACAGCGGUGCAUCAAACUUUCAGCUUCAUCAACGCUCCUUAAUAUUUGCUUGUUAUCAUCGAAGUGAAAAAGAUCGCCAUCUCUGUCUUUGUGACUCUCCCCGUUAGCCGCCGGCCGGGAG